UGAGAGAGAAAUGGGUUUGGGAUUGAAGUGGUGGUGCUGGUGGUUGACGGUUACGGCGGUUGGAGUAGGAGUGGUGGUUAGGGGUGCCCCUUCUGAGACUAAGAACAACAAUCUGGUUAGUCGUAUCGGCUUUGGAUCAUGUGCCAACCAAUCUGCUCCUCAGCCUAUAUGGGAUGCAAUCAUUAAGUUUGAUCCCCAAGUUUUCAUUUGGCUUGGUGAUAACAUAUAUGGAGACAUCAGGCUGCCUAAUAAGCUAUUUGGAAGGAAAAGAAAUAUUGGUCCAUGGAAGAAUACUGAAAGGUUUGUUCCUGCUAGUAAGCAGGAAAUGAAGUCCAAGUAUGAGAAAGCCAAAUCUAAUCCUGGUUACUCUCGUCUUCGACAGAAGACUAAGGUCAUAGGCACAUGGGAUGACCAUGAUUAUGGAUUAAACGAUGCAGGAAAAGAAUUUGCUGGGAAAAUAACCAAUCAAAGGCUCAUGCUAGAUUUCUUAGACGAGCCUCAUGAUAGUCCACGGCGCAAACAAGCUGGUGUCUAUGCAUCUUAUACAUUUGGUCCCACAGGUAGACAAAUCAAGGUUAUAUUAUUAGAUACUAGAUACCACCGAGAUCCUUUACGUAGUGAUGGAAGUAUUUUGGGGAGUUCACAAUGGACUUGGUUAGAGCAAGAGCUGCAUGGUUCUCCAACAGCGGUUACUAUUAUUGGGUCGUCCAUACAGGUUAUCUCAAAUCUCUCAGCAACAACUGGGCCUUUUUUUUACAUGGAAUCUUGGGGACGUUUUCCAAAAGAGAGAGAUCGAUUAUUUAAACUGCUGGCAGAUAGUAAGAGGGGUGGAGUGUUUUUCAUUAGUGGAGAUGUUCAUUUUGGAGAAAUUACAAGAUAUGAUUGUGCCACUGGAUAUCCAUUGUAUGAUGUCACUGCAAGCGGAAUCACCCAAGCAGUUGAAAAGGUAGUCCCAACGCCACUGCAUUUCUUUGUGAGAUUCCUGGCAUGGUUAACUCCUGCCACCUUGAGAGUAAUGGAUGGAAAUUGCAGACGCAAAUCAUGUACAUAUGGUAUGCCUAAUUUUGGAGCAAUUGAGAUAGACUGGGAUGCAAAUCCCAUGACAUUGAAACUUCAAGUGAGGGAUACGGAUGGCAAUCCUGUGGUAGGUGUAAAUGCACCGUUACCGGAAUUGCAGGCGAGAAAUUUCAACUAUGUGACUAGCAGUAAAAUAGGAAAGCACCAAAAGCACUGCUAUCUUGAAAUCAAUCAACCAGGCAUUGUCAGAUAUCGCUUGGCUAUUUUAGCUUAUUGUGCUCUUGCUGUAUUGAUCCUUUCUAUGAUGGGUGUGAUUUGGCUUUGUACAUUAUGUUGCUGCAGAUGUCCUCUCAAGAAAAAGCGGGACUGACCGAGUGGUCGAUAAAUGAGAGUUGUUUGUUUGUUUACUGCAGAGAUUUUCAUCAGGCAUAACCAGUUUUGACUUGCUAGUGUCUAGAACUGUAUUUACCAAAUAGUAAGUGCAUUGAUGUAUUUGUGUUAAAUGAAUGAUUAUAGUGAACUUACGAUACACUAUUGGAUGUCUCAAGUAGUAGUUAAUUUAGGGUAGGGUUGUGAAAUUCACACACCCUAAAUUGGCAAAAAAGGAAAAAAAAGUGUGUGGAUUUCACAUCCCUUAAUUUAUAUUAGAAGUUGUGUUUAAGUUCCGCAACUGCAUCUCAUCACAACCACUGAUCCACAUCUGUUGUUUUAAGAGCCUCUAUAUCAGGAUGAAGUUUUCUGUAUCUUGACCAAGGGAAAAACCAGAAAUCAUAGGGUGGGCUAAAUUUAUCAGGCCUAAAGUGUUUCUUUUUCUUUUGUCAAUGACUAUAAUCUAACU
Molecule: messenger RNA, 1855 nt
Organism: Fragaria vesca subsp. vesca
Lineage: Eukaryota; Viridiplantae; Streptophyta; Magnoliopsida; Rosales; Rosaceae
Exons: 9
Coding region: 11-1387 (458 amino acids)
Source: RefSeq, a predicted model, not a curated record